Dipodomys ordii (Ord's kangaroo rat) is the source of this 5784-nucleotide messenger RNA. Its product is annotated as absent in melanoma 1 protein-like. Lineage: Eukaryota; Metazoa; Chordata; Mammalia; Rodentia; Heteromyidae. The record is from RefSeq and is a predicted model, not a curated record. The transcript is spliced from 20 exons. The coding region runs from base 1 to 4437 and encodes 1478 amino acids.
AUGUACAAAGUUGUGCACCCUGCCAGACCCAAAAGUGUGGAACUAAGUCUGAAAACCCCCAAGAAUUCUGACAGUUCGGGAAAUGAACACAAUUCAUUCAGCCAGCCAGUUCAUAAGGGAAAUACUGCCACCAAAAUCUCCUUAUUUGAAAACAAGCGGAUGAACAGUACCCCCAAACACUCCGACGUUCGCAGCACAAGGAGCAUCCCUCCUUCCAAUAAGACGUUUGUUGGGAGGGCAAAGCUGAAUUUAGCCAAGAAAGCCAAGGAAAUGGAGCAACUUGAAAAGAAAACAGUGCCAAACAGCCAGCAGAAUGGGGUGCUGGCGAAGGACCCCCCUGCAGAAACCAGAGCUCCUGUUCUCCCAGUGGCUGGAGGAGCUGGCCAAGAGCUCCCUGAGGGCCAAGCCCUGACUCCGCAGCCUAACCAAGGUGACAAAGCAGAUGUGCAGACAAAUGCUGGCUGGGUUUCAGAACCAGAGGCCCCUACCAUCACGGACCCCAUGCCCUCAGGAGAGGACGACUCAGAGGCUGCAGGCAGCAAAAGACUUGAACUCAACACAGCUCAGGAUGGCUCUGCCAUUGUUGAUGCCAAAGAUUCUCCUCCAAAGCCACAGGAUGUGUUCUGUGACUCACAGCCCCCAGCUGAGUCAUGCCAGGGGCCUUCUCUUCCCCUUGUGGACAGUCCCCAAAAUGGGUGUGCUCAAGUUCCUAUAAGCCACUUGUGCCCUGACCUCCAAGAGUCAGAAAGCCAUAAUGGAUGUACCUUGCCUUCAUCUCCUUACAUUGAGAAAGUGCCACUCUCUGCAGGUACAGGGGGAGAAGACAACCAUCCUUUGUCCCCAAAGCACAGCCUAGAAGCUGUGGGACCUGAGGCUCCAUCCAAGGUCCUUGUACAGGUCAGGUCCUUCGUGCUUCCUGCAGAGAGCACCCAAGACGUGAGCUCCCAGAUCAUCUCAGAAAGCUCUGAAGUUAGAGAAGCACAGUUGCCGAGUUGCCACAGUAAUGAACUUGAAGUGGUUUCUGUUGCAAGUUGUGAUCCUCAGCAAGAGGAAGUAGCGGGUAACAAGAGCACCUCGCCCACAGACGCUCCUCACAUAGAGGAACGUGUGGCAGAGCCAGGCUCACACAUCAUGCCGCCGGAAUCUGCAAGAUCUCUGACCACUCCUGCUCCAAAUCACAGCAGCAGGGUUCCCCUGCCUGCGGAGGCCAGCCCCACCAACUCUCCCCAAACCAGAAAUCAGUCAGAAACGCCUCCAAGGCCAGAUGAAAAUGUGGUGAAUGGCCAGGAUAGUCCUGCAAGUCAUUUGAAUGUUUCUGCCACUAGUGAUGAUAGUGUCUUUGAUUCUUCUUCUGAUAUGGAAAAGUUCACUGAAAUCAUCAAAAAGAUGGACAGUGUAGUUUGCGUGCCCCAGAAAAAGAAGAAGGCCAGGAUGCCCAACUCUCCUGCCCCUCACUUCGCCAUGCCUCCUAUUCACGAGGAUAAUCUAGAAAAGGUGUUGGAUCCCAAUGUGUUCACCUUUGGUUUGGGGAAAAAGAAGGAGAGCCUGCCAGAACCGCCACCAUCUUUGCAUUUGAUGGACAACCUGGAUCCCAAAUCUAAACUGAGACCCAAACGUGCCUCCGCGGACCAGAGUAUCCUCUUCAAGUCCUUGCACCCCAAUGCUGGCGGGAAAAGCGAGUCUCAGGCAACCCCUGAAGUCAGUGACAAGGGGAGCAGGGAUGUCAGCAACGGGGGAGUGAAGAGAUCAAGGCUAGAGAAAAGCACUCUCUUCUCAAGCAUGUUGUCUUCCUUGCCACAAGAUAAGGUCUUUUCUCCCUCGGUGACGUCAGUCAAUACGAUGACCACAUCUUUUAGCACGUCGCAAAACCCUUCUCUCUCAUGUUCUUCAGGGGCGCAGCCCAGGAUGGAAGGUGCCCCGCCCUGUGCCUCAGACAAAGAGCAGCCCCAUCUGGCACCCCACAACUCCAUACAGGUCUUCAACUUCACCUCGUCCAGUCCAUCUUGUUCAGGCUUGAAAAGUUCAAGCCACAUGGAAAAAUACCCACCCAAAGAGGAACACAAAGAAGAGCUGAAUUCCCGGAGCAACCUGCACUUGCCAGAAAUGAAGUUUUCUGAAGUUUCCAAGCUGAGGAACCAUGAGGGUAUUGAAAAGGCUAACCAUGUGGAGAGUGUUCUUAAGCCCCACUUGCCAAACCACGGAAACAGUGACACUGACUUCAUCGGUCUUUUCAAGCCAAGCCGCUAUGACCCAGCCAUUUCUUUCUCUGGAAUGUCAUUAUCAGAUCCAGCGACACUUAGAGGAAGCUUACAAAGUAAACUUAAUCCCAGACCAGGGAAGGUAGUAAUAUUCAGAGAGCCUGAAGUCUCGGAGGAGUGCAUCGAGGUGUUUGGAAACAUAAAGGACUGCACCUCCUGGAGCCUCUCUCCAGUGAUCCUCGUCAAAGUGGUUAGAGGAUGCUGGAUUUUGUAUGAGAAACCAAAUUUUGAAGGACACUCUGUCCCCCUAGAAGAAGGCGAAGUAGAACUCUCUGGUCUUUGGGGUGUGGAAGAUAUUUUGGAAAGAAACCAGGAAACUGAGUCUGAUAAGCCUGUGGUAAUUGGUUCACUCAGACAUGUAGUCCAGGAUUACAGAAUUAGUCAAAUUGACUUAUUUACUGAGCCAGAAGGGUUAGGACUCCUUAACUCCUACUUCGAUGACACUGAAGAAAUGCAGGGCUUUGGUGUAAUGCAGAAGACUUGUUCCAUUAAAGUGCACUGGGGCACAUGGCUGAUUUACGAAGAACCUGGGUUUCAAGGUGUUCCUUUCAUCCUCGAGCCUGGCGAAUACCCUGACUUAGCCUUCUGGGAUACAGAAGAAGCGUACAUUGGAUCCAUGCGGCCUCUGAAAAUGGGUGGCCGUAAAGUUGAAUUCCCUACAGAUCCAAAGGUAGUCAUUUAUGAAAAGCCUUUGUUUGAAGGAAAAUGUAUGGAGCUAGAAACAGAAAUGUGUAGUUUUAUCACAGAAGAAGGUGAAGCAGAAAAAACAACAGGAAAUGGUCAUUUACCUUUUACAUCAGUGGGAUCUAUGAAAGUUUUAAGAGGCAUUUGGGUAGCUUAUGAGAAGCCUGGCUUUACUGGUCACCAGUAUUUACUAGAAGAAGGAGAAUACAAGGACUGGAAAGACUGGGGCGGUUACAAUGGAGAACUUCAGUCUUUGCGACCUAUAUUAGGUGAUUUUUCAAAUGCACAUAUGAUCAUGUACAGUGAAAAAAACUUCGGCUCCAAAGGUUCCAGUAUUGACGUGCUAGGAAUUGUGGCUAAUUUAAAGGACACUGGAUAUGGCGUGAAGACCCAGUCUAUUCAUGUGCUGAGUGGAGUAUGGGUAGCAUAUGAAAAUCCUGACUUCACAGGAGAGCAGUAUGUUCUGGAUAAAGGUCUUUACACCAGUUUUGAGGACUGGGGAGGAAAAAAUUGUAAGAUCUCUUCUGUCCAGCCCAUAUGUUUGGAUUCUUUUGCUGGCCCACGGAGACGAAAUCAGGUUCACUUGUUUUCAGAACCACAGUUUCAAGGUCAAAGUCAAAGUUUUGAAGAGACUACAAGUCAAAUUGAUGAUUCAUUUUCAACUAAGUCUUGCAGAAUUUUGGGAGGCAGCUGGGUUGCAUACGAUGGAGAAAAUUUCUCUGGAAAUCAGUACGUGCUGGAGGAAGGACACUAUCCUUGCCUCUCUGCAAUGGGCCUCCUGCCUGGAGCAACCUUCAAGUCUCUUCGUUUUAUAGAUGUUGAAUUUUCUGAACCAGCAAUUAUUCUUUUUGAAAGAGAAAACUUCAAAGGAAAAAAGAUUGAACUUAAUGCUGAAACAGUUAAUCUCCAGUCACUGGGAUUCAACACACAAAUACGAUCUGUUCAGGUUAUUGGGGGCAUAUGGAUUACUUACGAGUUUGGCAACUACAGAGGGCGCCAGUUCCUGUUGUCUCCUGCGGAAGUACCUAACUGGUAUGAAUUCAGUGGCUGUCGCCAAAUCGGUUCUCUACGACCAUUUGCUCAGAAGCGAAUUUACUUCAGACUUCGAAACAAAGCAACAGGGUUAUUUAUGUCAACCAACGGAAACUUAGAUGACUUGAAGCUUCUUAGAAUACAGGUGAUGGAAGAUGUUGGUGCUGAUGACCAGAUAUGGAUUUAUCAAGAAGGAUGCAUCAAAUGCAGGAUCGCAGAAGACUGCUGCCUGACCAUUGUGGGCAGCCUGGUAACAUCGGGUUCCAAGCUUGGCCUGGCUCUGGACCAGAACGUCGACUGUCAGUUCUGGUGCAUGAAGUCAGAUGGAAGGAUCUACAGCAAGCUAAAACCAAAUCUGGUUCUAGACAUCAAAGGGGGUGCACAGUAUGACCAAAACCACAUUAUCCUCAACACGGUCAACCAAGAGAAGUUAACGCAAGUGUGGGAGGCCAUGGUGUUGUAAAGCUGACGAAAGAAAGUAGGAGCAACCUUUACGGGAGAGUCUUCACGGCCACCUUUUUAAAGAAGCACCGAAGGACAGUGUGCAUGGAGGAGCCCAGUGGAAAGUGGACAAACUCCUUCAGUCUUGGGUUAAUACAGCCACAACUGGGAUAAUUGUCUUUUCAAAGACUGGUAGUUUUGAACCAAUAACUUGUCCUCCUUUCAUUUCUUGCCUUUCAGUUCCUCUAAGUAGCUACUUAAACAUCAGCAACAUUUGGGUUUUUUGUUUUGAAAGAUGUUAUGUCACAACUGUACAUUUUAAAUUAUUUCCAAAGACAGUGACAGGAGGGGAAAAAGACCAGAUUCACUGACUUUGUGGACUGGCACAUCCCUUCAAAAGGAAGGACAGAAGUCAGGUGUGUAAGGGAGAAAACAGUUUACCUCUGAGAAGAAUGCUACAUUAGGCCUGUACUUUUGGUCCACGGCCUCAGCAUUUACUAGAACCAUAAAUUAUGUUGAAUAGUGAAAAGUCUUAUAUAUCCAGAGAUGGUAUAAGGAGCUCAGUAAGUAUAACAAAACACUUUUCAAUUAAUAUUAAAAUUAGGAAUUUAUGAAAUUUCAUGUUCAUGUCUGCUAAUUUUUUUAGCAGGACUUAGAUUAUUAUAACGCAUGUAUGGACUGCUCUAAAUGUCACAAGUGCCUUUUUACAGCUGCUACUGGAACAGUAUUACCAUGGCCUAAUUUAUUAGCCCUCCUUACUCAUCUACAGCAAGUACUGAACACAUGUUCUACAGUGUUUUUCCUCAGUAUCACAUCCUUCUGGUAGCACAGAGGGUUAUAACACCCCAGGGGAAAACUAGUACAGAUCCAGAAAGUACAGGAGAGCAGCCCCCUCAGGGCUGCUUGGUGGUCAAAUGUAGAGCUCUUGAGGAACCUAAAACUCUUAAGCAACUCAAGAAUGAAAAUGGGAACUUUUAACUGCUGGCAACACAUGGGCCCAUCUCUUGCUGCUCACAGGGAAUUCUAGUUUCAAACAAAACUUCUAAACAUUUCCUUGAAUAUGUUUUUCCUUAUUUUGUCCUCACCACUCAACAUUGGUGCUCCUGUCUCAGGAUUUUCAUCUUAUCUGUUAAGAGUGCAUUCCUUCUCUGGAGCCCAUGGCAGGCCCUUGUCAUCCGAAUGGUCCAGCUUUAGUUUAAAUAUAGCAUUUGCACACAUACAAAGCAUUCAGUAUGCUGUCUAGGUCUUACCUGUGUAGCUCUGAUCUUAGGCCUUUUGUGUAUAUAUAUCAUUACAAUGUAGUGGGGUAGGGGAUUCUACAGUGGUCUCUGCUGAAUCUCUCUUGAAUAAACUUCUUCUGGUUGAUAAA